Molecule: messenger RNA, 381 nt
Organism: Phytophthora sojae
Lineage: Eukaryota; Oomycota; Peronosporomycetes; Peronosporales; Peronosporaceae
Exons: 1
Coding region: 1-381 (126 amino acids)
Source: RefSeq, a predicted model, not a curated record
AUGGAGUUCGAGGACUCGGUCGUCAUGGCGGAGUUUGAGGCUGCUGCCGCCACUUCUUCUGAAAAGGCAGCACGAGAUAUUAGCUUUGACGACGAGUUUGACGAGAUUUUUGGCGAUGCUCCGGCGAACCCUGUUGGGACAGCUUCCACUGGUGAUGAAAAUGCGAAUGCAUCCUCUGAAGUUGCAGCUCAGCUUGACAAGUACGAUGAGGAGUUUGACGAGAUAUUCGGUGAUGCGGAACAACGGCAAACGGAAACCACAGAGAAUACCGACAAGGACGCGCCUAAGAAGGACCCCAGUGCUGUGAGUGAUGGAGACCAAUCCGUCUCCGGUGUGGAAGUACGCAUAGGAACGCCUGCAUCAGACUUUUCAUUCCGCUAG